AUGUCGCGCCCGCCGGGCACCAAUUUCGCCGACUUUUCCUCCAACAUCGCCAGCGGCCUAGGCAAGGAAAACAAUCAACCACUACUCUCUCAUUCUGGUCGCGCAACUACAGAGGCACCGGAUCAACACUCACUGUCACUCGGAUCGCCGCCAUUAUCAGCUUCUGUACGCGCCUACACCUCGAACGCGGACUUGCAUCCCAUCACCGCUAAGCUUGGCUCCCGGAACGAUAGUGACCACCACAGCGGCGACAUCCUCAAUGAACUGGGGUCGGUCGAUUCAUCCAGCACCGCCUCAUCUGUUUUCACUACAGCCUUUCCCAAUUCGUCCAUGGCUGCGGCCAACGGCCUUCAGUACACCUCUUUGACCCCUCUCACCAACUCCGACUCCCCUCCUCGAGGCAAGCUCAUGAGUCCCUCUUUGGAUUCAAAUGGCUACGGCGCCAUGCACAACGGCUUGCCCGUCCGCGCCACAAUGACACCCCUUCAUACCCCACCAGCACAUCGGAAGAUGGCUCGCGAUCCAGAUCCCUGUGUCAAAGGCACAAAAUGCACAUACGACCCCGAACUCGAUAAGAGUCUCCAUUCAAAGGACAAGCGCAAGAGCAAGGCUAUCUUUGAAGACUUUGGGACAAAGCCAGAACACAGUGUCGCUCCUCCAGACCCGCGGCUCGCAAUUCCUAAUUACAAAAACAGCAUCGUUGGCGUAAGGAAAUCUAAGUUUCGUAACGUCUUAGCAGACCUCAAGCUCUGGACACCCGAUGUGACAACAGUUGUGGCUGCCGCCACCGCCGCCUCGAUCAUCGUGACAGGCUUCGACCCCAUGGUGCCCAUAGCACAGCUCAUGGCGCUAUUCUCACAGUAUGGCGAUAUCGCGGACAUCGACAACAAGAGCGAUCCCAUCACGGGACGAUUUUUGGGCAUCUGUACCGUGUCAUAUCAAGACUGCGCUUCUUUUCAGGGAGGUGGACCAAUCUCUGCGUCGCUUGCGACCAAAACCGCGUUCAUGGAAGGGAAGCGAGGCCAAAGAGUUGGACUGAGAACCGUUAAGGUCGAGGUUGACAGAGAUGGGACUCUCACCGAUGCGCUCAUCAAGAAGACUAUUGCUGCGCAAAGAAGGGAGACCGGCAUCACAAAACCACAACCGCCCCCUUCGCCUGCGACCCCAAGUACUCCUCAGUUGCCGAACAUUCCUGCACCUGGUCCCCCUCCGACUGCGCCAAAAGGGCCGGCGGCAAGACCAUCCACAACCCGGCCUCCGCCGCCCUCUCUUGCAGCGUCAUACACUCCCCCACUUCCGAAGCCUGAGCGACCCGCAAAGCCUGAGCGGCCGAAUCUGGUCGAAUCGAAUCUGGCCGAGAGCGUGCAGAACCAACCAUACAUUUUCAUCAGUGGCGAGCAUGUGCCUGUCCUCAGUACCACCAUCCCACACAUGAAGAAGAGGUUGCGCCAGUACGAUUGGCGCGAGAUUCGAUGCGAUGGAACAGGAUACUUUCUGAUUUUCGAGCAGUCGCGGAACGGGCAGCUUGAGGCGCAAAGAACUUUCUCGACCUGCAAUGGGCUUCCUCUCUUCACCUACUACAUGCACAUGGAGCUGAAGAUGAAUGGUGUCUCACAGCAGCCCAGCGCUGGCGAGCCCGCUCCAGUGUUGCCUCCUGCCCCUAUUCCUUAUAUGACCAACAGACAGCAAUACAAGCAAAGACGGCUGCAGGAGCUUGAUCUCGAAGAAGAGAAGAAGCAACGAGCGAGAGAUCUCGAUCCGGCACGAGCAGUGGUGCAAUUAGUCGUCCACGAGCUACGGGAGAAGCUGAUAGCUGAUGUCAAGUCCAGAGUAGCCGUGAGAGCGCUCCACGACUACCUUGAUCCCAACAAGCUAGCUGCUAAGCGCAGACAGUACGGUAUCGAUGAUCCCCGGGACGCCCGACGGCCACUUCAUGGUCGCCGCGAUGAUGGAUCUUCCACGCCAGACUCCCGUCUCGACCCGCUUGGGAAUCGUCGUUCUGUCAAGAGUCUCAAUGUCCUGUCCCUGCCAAAGAUUGGUAAGCGUACAGGCGUGGAUUCGAUGGCCGGGUUCCGCGACGAGAGGAGGAAAGCCCCACCAAGGCCCUACGUGCGACCGCUUUUCCAUCAGCUCUCGCAAUUCCAUGAUGACGAGGACUCAGAGGACGAGCAUGCUACGACUUUCACCCAGGAUACUGAAGAACCAGACAGCCGUCCACCCAGUCGCAUGAGCAUGACUUCGGUGUCUGACGAUGACGACGAACUUCUACGCAAAGCGACAAAACGUCGCCUGCACGCCAAGGAGGAUGCUGAAGAAACCGUGGUCAAGCAGGAGUCCGACAUAGCCAAAGAAGACAUGAUAAUCUCGAAGCUUGAGAGAAACAUCUAUGAGAUGUCGCCUUCGUCGAGGAAACGCAAGAGAUUAAUGCAAGAGUUGCAUGCCCGAAAGAGACAGAAGGCUGAUGAUGAGCUCUUUGGCGUUGACAAAGCCGAUUUGGAACGGGAGACUUCUGCCGAUGUGAAAGACGAAACGCCAGUUGAAGCCACGCCAGAAGUAGAAGAAAAAGUUGCAACCAAGAAGCCCAAGACCAAGAAGAAGACCAAGAAGGAGAUCCUCCAGGAACAAGAGGCAGAGCGGCGCGCCCAGGCCGAGGCAGAAGCAGAUCAAGUGGUGGACGAUGUGCUCGAACUUGCCGCUGAAGAGGAAGCUAUCGCCGAACAAGCCGAGAAACGUCCAGUUGUUGAAUGGGGUGUGUCCGCUAACCAACCUGAACCUACCGUUGAAGAUGACGAGGAUAUUGUGAUGGAUUUGCGAGGGUGGCAAGCCAGUCUCAUGGACGAAGAGGACCUCGAACUCCUAAGUGAAGUCCUCAAGGACAAGAAAAGAAUGCCAGUUGGCAACGCAGGCGCGUGGGCAUGGCGACAAGAGCAGCUCCGCACGCUCAAACGUGGCUCCGUCGCCGGUGGUCUACGCAAAGAACCUGCUAUCGAAGGCUAUUUCGUCCCGAAUCCAUCUGGAUCAGCCCGAACGGAACCCAUCAAGAAGAUCCUCGAGUCCGAGAAGUCGAAGUAUCUACCACAUCGUAUCAAAGUGCAGCAAGCCCGAGAAAAGCGUCAAGCCGAAGCGAAGAAGGAGCCAUCUGCUAAGGUCACUGAACUCCCUAAGACCACAUCCCGUGGCAAACGUGCCGAUGACCGCCGCACAAUCAAAGACCUGGAUCGCCAGCGCGAGAUGCUGCAAACCAUGGGCGGAGACGAUGAUCUUACUCGCUUCAACCAGCUGCAGAAACGCAAAAAGCCGGUCAAAUUUGCCCGUUCCGCAAUCCACAAUUGGGGUCUGUACUCCCUUGAGCCGAUCACCACUGGUGAGAUGAUCAUCGAGUAUGUGGGCGAGAAGAUCCGACAGGAAAUCGCAGAUCUGCGGGAGAUCAAAUACACGGAAAGCGGCAUUGGCAGCAGCUACCUUUUCAGGAUUGACGAGGGCACCGUGGUGGAUGCGACCAAGAAGGGUGGCAUCGCGCGGUUCAUUAACCAUAGCUGUGAUCCUAACUGUACGGCAAAGAUCAUCAGGGUGGGCGGCACGAAGCGGAUUGUUAUCUAUGCCUUGAGGGAUAUCGAAAAAGACGAAGAGUUGACCUACGAUUACAAGUUCGAGCGCGAGAUCGGUAGCGACGAUCGUAUCCCGUGUCUCUGUGGGUCGGCCAGUUGUAAAGGAUUCCUCAACUAA
Cyphellophora europaea CBS 101466 is the source of this 3726-nucleotide messenger RNA. RefSeq lists its product as uncharacterized. The transcript has 2 exons. The record is from RefSeq and is a predicted model, not a curated record. NCBI's taxonomy places the organism in Eukaryota, Fungi, Ascomycota, Eurotiomycetes, Chaetothyriales, Cyphellophoraceae. Bases 1 to 3726 code for a protein of 1241 amino acids. Gene Ontology annotation, cellular component: Set1C/COMPASS complex. Gene Ontology annotation, molecular function: protein binding; nucleic acid binding; histone H3K4 methyltransferase activity.